AAGUGGUGGCCCAGCCAGGACAGCGUUCUCGCUCUAGUCGCUGAUCCUGAUUGGAUUAAAAAAAAGGAUACAGGAAACCUAGUUGCUGCCUAAGGUCCCGAAAAGAAAAACUCUAACCGCUGCUCGCGCCUGCUCCUCUGAAAUUAGCUUUCAGAUUUGCCGUUUGCUAUGCUAAGAGAUUGUUUUUGUUAUUACUAAUUUUUAAUUUUUAAUAGCUUUUAGCUGUGUUAUGUUAAUUGAUACUUGUCUUGGUUAUUGUUUCUUCAAAAUUUUAUCAUUUUUUAUUGUUAAUAUAUACAAAUACAAAUACAAAUACAAAUGAGCAUAAAUAGGUGUUUAUGUGUAUCUGAUUGUUAAGUAGGUGUUUAUGUGUAUGUUGAAUGUCGAUGGGAAAAGAUGUCUUCAGGCGGGGGUAGGGGGUUUGGGAAAUGGCAGCAACUAUAGUAUUGCUCAUUAUUUUCUCUAUUUGUUCAAUUAUAUGGUAUUCGUGAUUUGUUUCCUAUGUUUUCCAUUAUAUAAAAAUAAAUUUGUAUUAGUACAAUUAUUUUUUAUAGCAAAUAGUUCUGUUUGGUGUUACGUUCCUACUGUACGUGCUUGUAUAAGAAUUUUUAUAGGCACUUGUGUUCGUACUGUUUUUUGUUCCUCCACUUUCUGUGCCUUUUGUAUGAACUCCUCCUUCAUGACAACCUUGGUUACGGCGCUUUCAGUGGCUGCUUAGUGGGUACAAAUACAUUGUAUUUCUGCGUCAUCAAUCCACACAUUUUUUCCACAAAAUGAAUACUUCACCGCUACAAUUUCCAUCUCACUACGACGAUGACGAAAAUGAGGAGGUUUUCAUCGAUGAGUCUGACAUUCUCUAUGAAGUUUCUGUGGAUGACGAAGACCUUCCAGAUGCUGAUGACGAUCAAGAUUCUGAUCCUGAACAUCUCGAAAAUCUCUCAGCUGAGGUCCGUGAUUCUGUGCAUAUAUUCCGUCUUCAUGAUGGGGAGUUAUACUCAGCUGCAUUUAGCCCAAGCAAUCCAACAUUGGUGGCAACAGGGGGUGGUGAUAACAAAGGAUUUCUUUGGAAGAUCGGUGAUGGAGUUUGGACGUCUGAGCUAGAGGGUCAUCAGGAUUCUGUGUCUAGUUUAGCUUUUAGCCAUGAUGGACAGUUUCUCGCAUCAGGGUGUUUAAGUGGGAUUGUUCAAGUAUGGGAUGUUUUGGGAAAUCUGAAAGGCACAUUAGAAGGUCCUAGUGGGGGAAUUGAGUGGCUUAGGUGGCAUCCGAGAGGACACAUACUCUUAGCUGGUUCUGAGGAUUCUACUGUUUGGAUGUGGAAUGCUAAAGGAGCUGCUUUUCCUAAUAUAUUUGUUGGUCAUGGUGCUAGUGUGACCUGUGGUGAUUUUACUCCUGAUGGGAAAAUAAUAUGUACUGGUUCAAAAGAUGCAACUUUGAGAAUCUGGAAUCCAAAGACUGGAGAAAACAUUCAUGUGGUCCAGGGUCAUCCGUAUCAUACCGAGGGACUAACAUGCUUGUCAAUAAGUUCAUCGUCGACCCUUGCUCUUACUGGUUCUGGUGGUGAUCGCGAUUCUGUUUCCAGUGAUGAAUCUGGAUCUGCCCAUAUUGUGAAUAUCUCUACUGGGAAGGUUAUUAAUACUCUGGUUUCUCAUUCGGAGUCCAUUGAAUGUGUUGGCUUUUCACCAAGUGAUUCCUGGGCUGCAAUUGGAGGCUUGGAUAAGAAACUUGUCAUCUGGGAUGUAGAACAUUCCUUAUCCCGUGCCACUUGUAACCACAAGUAUGGAGUGACAUGUUUGGCGUGGCUUGAUGCUUCAAAUUUGGCCACUGGAUGCUCGGAUGGAAGUGUAAGAUUAUGGGAUAGCCGAUCCGGUGAAUGUACAACCACAUUCAGGGGGCACCGAGAUUCCAUUCAUGCUCUUUGUGUGUCUGCUGAUCACAAGUACCUUGUCUCGGCUUCAUGGGAUGGAACCGCUCGCGUCUUUGAGCUUGGCGGUUAGCAGUUUAUUCGUUGGGGAGGAUUUUUUUAAGGGAAGAUUUCUACUUUUCAUUUAUGGUAGGAGAGUUAAAAAUGUGAAACACAAAAACUAAACUUAUUUCCAUCAUUUUUAUUUGUAUAAUUGGUUUCUAAAUAAUUGAAUAUGUGACAAAUAAUUUAUGUUUAGAUAUUUUAUUUAAAAAGUGAUUUUAAGAUAAUUUGUUGUAUUUAUGAUAUGAAAAUA
Molecule: messenger RNA, 2216 nt
Organism: Arachis stenosperma
Lineage: Eukaryota; Viridiplantae; Streptophyta; Magnoliopsida; Fabales; Fabaceae
Exons: 10
Coding region: 774-1994 (406 amino acids)
Molecular function (GO): protein binding
Source: RefSeq, a predicted model, not a curated record